CAGAUGCCACUGUUGUGCAGGUUGUGAGAUCGGAGUGGCAACGUGGUAGAAGGGAUGGAGUGCUCAGAUUAGGUGCUGUGUCACUCAGGUGGGAUGCAGUCAGAUGGUAGAGGGUCGCCUCUAUCCUUAUGAGUGCGACAUGGAGGUGCUACCAUGCGAAGGAUGUGGCAUAGAAAAGAUAAGGCUCGGCCUCUUCACCUCGUGGCUGCCAAGCCUCAAAGUUAACUCUUGCAAAGAAGGAUGCUGCAGAUCUCAUUGCAAGUCUGAGAUUAUGAAAAUGAGAUGCACCAUGCACCUCCCCCUCUUCUUCCUUCUACUUAUUUUCCCAGCACGAGAAUGUUCUGCUCACAGCCCUUUCGCAUGUUCUCAUUUCGGCGUAGUUGGUGCAGCGUAGCAGAUCACAUCAAACCGCAGACAAGAUGGCGCUGAAACGGA
Messenger RNA from Tilletiaria anomala UBC 951, 435 nucleotides. RefSeq lists its product as uncharacterized. The record is from RefSeq and is a predicted model, not a curated record. The coding region runs from base 104 to 394 and encodes 96 amino acids. The transcript has a single exon. NCBI's taxonomy places the organism in Eukaryota, Fungi, Basidiomycota, Exobasidiomycetes, Georgefischeriales, Tilletiariaceae.